This is a messenger RNA of Cataglyphis hispanica, 1376 nucleotides long. Its product is annotated as delta(3,5)-Delta(2,4)-dienoyl-CoA isomerase, mitochondrial. Gene Ontology annotation, molecular function: delta(3,5)-delta(2,4)-dienoyl-CoA isomerase activity. Lineage: Eukaryota; Metazoa; Arthropoda; Insecta; Hymenoptera; Formicidae. The transcript has 8 exons. The record is from RefSeq and is a predicted model, not a curated record. The coding region runs from base 195 to 1118 and encodes 307 amino acids. Gene Ontology annotation, cellular component: mitochondrion.
GACUCAUAUCCAGUAAAAGAAAAUAGCUGAUUUAGAGUAGAGGGAAGAAAUAAUUGUCUCGAAUAGAGAAGAAAAAUAAAUAUAUAUAAUAUAAAAAAAUUUUAGAAAACAGAAUAUUGAUUGUACAUGUAUGUGUAUUCGCAAAUGACAGUGCUACUUUGUUAAUAAUUCUGUAAAAAACACCCUCUUCCAGCAUGGUCAUAAUAAAUAUCAUUAAAAAUAAUCUAUCAAAAUCAAUUGGAAAUUAUUUACAAGUUGCAUCUAGAUUAAAAUACUCUACGGAAAUGUCACCUGUGUAUAAAACAUUAGCAGUAUCUACUGUGAAGCCUUUUGUUUACAUGGUCAAGUUAAACAGACCUGAGAAAUUAAAUGCAAUAAAUCCAACUAUGUGGCGAGAAUUUAAGGAAUGUUUCGAGGGAUUGGCAUUCAAUCCUGAUUGCAGAGUAAUUAUUUUAUCAGCUGCUGGAAAAGGAUUCUGUUCAGGAAUUGAUCUUCAUGGAAUGUUGGAAAUGGGUCAGGCCUUAGCACAGCACAAUGAUAUUGCACGUAAAUGCAGAGCUCUGGAGAAUAAAAUUAAAGAUUAUCAAGAUUCAUUUUCAGCCAUAGAGAAGUGUCCAAAACCUGUAAUAGCUGCUGUACAUGGUGCAUGUAUUGGUGCAGCUGUGGACAUGAUAUCCGCAACUGACAUACGCUAUGCUUCCUCUAAUGCAUAUUUCCAAAUAAAGGAAGUUGAUAUUGGCCUAGCAGCCGAUGUAGGUACACUUCAAAGAUUUCCAAAGAUUGUGGGAUCUGACAGUUUAGUAAGAGAACUUGUAUACACAGCACGAAAAUAUCCGGCGGCUGAAGCAUUGGAAAGUGGAUUUAUAAAUCGUAUAUUGGAUAAUGAGGAAAGUUUAUUGAAUAAGGCGAUAGAAGUUGCUGAAAAUAUCGCAAAAAAAAGUCCAGUUGCUGUGCAAGGUUCAAAAAUAAGCAUGAUAUAUUCCAGAGAUCAUUCUGUUCAAGAAGGAUUAGAUCAUAUUGCGAUGCAUAACAAGGCAAUGCUUCAAAGUGAAGAUUUCUUAGAUGCAGUUAUGGCACAAGCUACCAAAGGUGAUCCUCCGAUAUUCUCAAAGUUAUAAUAUUUCAUCAUUGAGUGAUAUAUUACUACUUAUUUAAUCAUAUAAUAUUUGUGAGAAAAAAAUAAUCACAAAUCUUUUUUAUAUUUUGAUAUUAAAUUUUGAUAUAUUUUUUGCAAAAAUAUAAGAAUAUAAUAUGACAUAUCAAAAAACGUAUUUUUCUAAUUAGAAUUUAAAGUACUAUUUAAUACAUAUGUAACAUUUAUAUGCUAUUUAUAUGUAAAAACGGGCACAAAUAAAUUUCAGAAAUAAAUUUAUGUA